Molecule: messenger RNA, 2008 nt
Organism: Ostrinia nubilalis (European corn borer)
Lineage: Eukaryota; Metazoa; Arthropoda; Insecta; Lepidoptera; Crambidae
Product: esterase FE4-like
Exons: 3
Coding region: 186-1970 (594 amino acids)
Molecular function (GO): serine hydrolase activity
Source: RefSeq, a predicted model, not a curated record
UAACCACACGUCUUAAAUUAUUAUCUGACGUGUGAAAUACGGCGAUUACAUUCAAGAAUUAAUAAAUUAACACGUAACCUUAUCGAACGCUGAUAAGGCUAAGUACACCUUCCAUUAUUAUCAAUAAAGUUAGUUACAAAUGAUUUAGUUCGGAGUAUAGUAUAUUCAUGUAAAUAUUAAGGAAAAUGACGAAAACAAUACCAAUUUUUGUAUUGCUGGGAGUAAUUUUAGUAAAUGUAUGUGCUGGUAAAGAAACUGUAGAGGUCAAAUUGAAACAAGGUUUGGUGUCAGGGAAAGAACAGAAAACAUUCCUCUCUGGUAAACCUUAUUAUGCCUUCAAAGGAAUCCCAUACGCUGCACCACCAAUUGGAGAGCUGAGAUUCAAGCCACCAAAAGCACCUCAAGAUUGGGGCAAUGAACUGCUGGAAGCAUACACCGACAAACCUACAUGUGUCCAGUUCUGUUCAAGAAGCCGUAAUAGUGAACCAUACGGAAUAUCAGGCUCAGAGGACUGCCUCUACGUCAACAUCUUCACCCCAAACCUAGAGGGUUCAGCUGCAGUUCUCGUAUUCGACUUCCACGAUAACUUCCGCACUGGAUUCAAUGGCACUAAAACAUAUGCUCCAGAAUUUCUCCCGGAAGAAAACGUCGUUAUAGUCACGGUGAGCCAUCGACUAGGUCUACUUGGAUAUCUUACCACUGAAGACGAUGUCAUACCACCUAACAAUGGAAUUAAAGACUUCAUUUUUGCAUUGAAGUGGGUAAAAGAUAACAUAAAAAGUUUCGGUGGCGACCCCAAUCGAGUGACUUUAAUGGGAAGCAAAGGAGGUGCUGUAAUGGCUAAUAUAUUACUGUAUUCCGAACAAGCAAAAGGUCUUUUCAAUUCUGUUAUAAUUCAAGGCAGCUCUGCACAUGAGGCUAUAUUUUUCCCAAGAAACCCAAGAAAAUCAGCUUUUCAAAUUGCUGAACUUUUAAACAUUGAAACUGACGAUAGCACCACUUUACUGAAAGAACUACAGAAUUUGGACCAUGUGAAAAUUCUUGAGAAUGAAGUUGAAGUUGUUGACGAUGAAUUUUAUGAGAAAUAUCUAAUGAGCAUACAUCCAUUUGGCCCAGUGAUAGAAAAAGAAGGCCCUGAAGCCGUGUUAACGACUCUUCCUGAAAAUGGCAAGAUUGUCAAUGAUGUUCCAGUUUUAAUUGGAUUUAACUCUAGGGAAGGUUUAGAUCUUAUUUCACGUUAUUUAUUCAAUCCUCGGUCUUUGACUGAUAAUAGUCAAGACUUUUUCAUCCACUUUCCUAUCAGAGCUGAUUAUCGUUUUGACCGCAAUAAUUCUGCUUUCGAGCAGUACAAAGAAGAGGUGGUGGAGUUUUACUUUAAAGAUGGAGUAAUUACCUAUUCUACUCUAUUAGAAUAUGCCGAUUAUGUAGGCGAUGUGUUACAAAACUAUGCAAUGAACGCCGCUGCUAGGAAAAUAUCAUCGGACAUAAAAUCGCCAACUUUUUACUACAUGUUUGACUUUAACGGACUUAUCAAUGAAAACUGGUUGUAUGUAGCUAAAUAUUCAAGGUCAAUACCUUUGGGAAAUUAUGGAGCAAGUGUUGCAGACGAACUGUGCUAUUUGCAUUUAUGCUCUCGCAUCAAAAGAAAGUAUGUGGAACUGAAAAAGCUAGUGAGCGAGCAGAAUGAAAUGAAAGUUUUGAAGAAGAUGAUACGUAUGUGGGCCAACUUCGCUAAAACUGGGAACCCAACGCCCGAUGAAAAAGAUAGUAUUCUGAAGAACUUUAAAUGGCAGCCAAUCGACAAAGACAGCACUGACCUUGCGUACGCGCACAUAAAGAAGACUUUAAAUAUGGCCGUCAAUCCUCUGGGAAAACGAGAAACAUUCUGGGACACAACUUUGAACAAAUAUUUGCAAAUGGCCGUCGAUGGUGUGGCGCAAAAAGUUGAUGUUGAAAAAGAUGAGCUUUGAUACUCAGUAAUAAAAUCUCACAACACCUUUUAAAACUC